Angiostrongylus costaricensis is the source of this 1002-nucleotide messenger RNA. The record is from the annotation of a GenBank genome assembly. NCBI's taxonomy places the organism in Eukaryota, Metazoa, Nematoda, Chromadorea, Rhabditida, Metastrongylidae.
AUGGUUUGUGUACUAGGAAUCGAAGGCUCAGCGAACAAAAUAGGCGUUGGCAUUGUGCGAGAUGGUGAAGUGGUAUCCAAUCCGCGUUCGACCUUCCAUGCUGUGACGGGGGAAGGUUUUAGACCCAGCGAGACUGCACAACAUCACCGUCAGCAAAUUUUACGAAUACUUACUAAAGCCCUAAAAGAUGCCAAAAUUAAUGAUCCAGAAGGGGAAAUUGAUGCUAUUGCAUAUACCAAAGGACCAGGAAUGGGCGCGCCGUUACAGGUCGGAGCUGUUGUGGCUCGCUGUUUGUCACUGACUUGGUCUCUACCACUGAUUCCUGUUAACCAUUGUAUAGGUCAUAUCGAAAUGGGUCGUCUUAUCACUGGAGCUGAUAAUCCAAUUGUUUUAUAUGUUAGCGGUGGAAAUACACAAGUAGUUUCUUAUUCGCACUCCAAAUACCGCGUAUUCGGAGAAACGAUAGAUAUAGCAGUCGGUAAUUGUCUCGAUCGCUUUGCUCGGAUUGUAAAACUUCCUAAUGAUCCAAGUCCUGGAUAUAACAUCGAACAAACGGCUAAACGAGGAAAAAGACUUUUGGAAUUGCCGUAUACAGUGAAGGGGAUGGAUGUUUCUUUCUCUGGUAUAUUGUCCACAAUCGAAGGCAAAGCUCCACAGCUUCUGGCAUCUGGAGAGUACACUGUGGAGGAUCUUUGCUUUUCUCUACAGGAGACAGUGUUUGCAAUGCUGGUAGAAAUCACUGAACGGGCUAUGGCUCAUACGGGGAGCAAAGAGUUGCUCGUUGUGGGCGGAGUAGGCUGCAAUAAACGGCUUCAGGAAAUGGCCGGUUGUAUGUGUUCGGAACGUGGUGCCCGGCUUUUUGCCACAGAUGAGCGGUUUUGUAUUGACAAUGGUGCUAUGAUAGCGCAAGCUGGAUGUCUUAUGUACGGUGCUGGAAUUAAAUGCGAGGUAGUUCUCAGUUGUACAACACAUUCACGACUGUAUGAAUCGUGCGUGAUUUAA